ACCGACAUGACAUCACACAACACAACACGCGCCCAACCCUUCAUCAAUUGCUUCUUUCUCACUCACUGAAACCCAAUCCCUACUUUGCUGCAUUUGCAUUCCCAGAUUCAUUUUUCUGACAACACAAUCUUAAUUUUCCCACAUUUCGCUAACUCAAUUACCCUUUCAUUCCUUUCAUUCCUCUUUCCAGAUUCUAUUUUCUUAGAAGUUGGAAUAGAGAAUUAGAGCUGGGUGGAUGGAGGAUGACAAGAGGAAGAGGAAGAACAAGAAGAAGAAGAACAAGCAGAACAAGAAUGUGGAAAAUGGGGUUGGAGAAACUGCCAAUAGGGAUCAGAAUCUGGUGAGUAAUGGAAAGGAUGAGCAUACUAAUCUUUCCGAGACUGCAAAUGAGCAAAGCUCGAAUGUUGAUUCGAAUGGGGUUGGAGAGACAUCAAGUAGGGAUCAGAAUCUGGUAAAUAAUGGUAAGGAUGAACCUGCUCUUCUUUCAGGAGUCACCCAUGAGCAAAGUAUGAACGCAGAUCGGAACGGGGUUGUUGAAACCCCCAAUAGCGAUCAAAAUCUGGUGAAAAGUGGAAAGGAUAAGAAUAUUCCACCAUUGGAGUUUGCAGAUGGGCAAAGCACUAAUAUGGAUUCAAAUGGUCAUCUGCCAAAUGGUAAAGAAUGUGCCAUAUCAGAAGAGACAAUCAGGAAAUUAAAAGAAGAAAAUGAUAUACAUAUUCAGAAAGAGACUUUAUCAAAGGAGACAAUCAGGAAAUUAAAGGCAGAAAAUGAUAUGCACAUUCAAAAGGAGGCCAUAAUGGAAGAGACAAUCAGAAAAUUAACAGAACAAAAUGACUUGCAUAUGCAGAAAGAGAUUGCAUCAGAAGAGACUAUCAGAAAAUUGAAAGAAAAACAUGAUGUGCAUGUUCAGAAAGAGGCUAUAUCAGAAGAUACAAUUAGAAAUUUGAAAGAAAAAAAUGAUAUGCACAUGCAGAAAGAGACCCUGUCACAGGAGACAAUAAGAAAAUUGAAAGAAGAAAAUGAAGGGCACAUUCAGAAAGAGGCCAUAUCAAAGGAGACAAUUAAAAAAUUCGAAGAAGAAAAUGAUAAACUAGUUCAGAAAGAGACUAGUCUGGAAAUGAGAAUUGCACAAUUGCAAAGUGAGAAUAAUUCCUUACUUCAAAAAGAGGCUGGAUUGGUGGAAAGAAGUAAUCAGUUGCUGAAUGAAAAGGUAGUUUUGAGCCUGAAAGCUGAGAGUUUAGAGCGAAAAAUAAAUCUUCUGGAGAAUGAUUUGAGUUCUUUUUGUGAGAAAGAAGUUGGACUGGAAACAAGAUUCACACAAUUGCACAGCGAGAAUAAUUCCUUACUUCAAAAAGAGGCUACAUUGGUGGAAAGAACCAAUCAGUUGCUGAAUGAAAAGGAAGUUUUGAGCCUGAAAGGGGAGAGUUUAGAACAAAAAAUAUAUCUUCUGGAGAGCGAUUUGAGUUCUUUAGUCGAGAAGGAGAAUUCAGCUAAAGACACUAUUUCAAAGCUGAAUGGCAACAUUGCUGUGCUACAGGUGCAGGUGGAAGAGUUGGAGGAGUCCAGGAAUAAUCUUUUUCUAGAAAACCAGCAAUUGAGGGAAAAAGUGUCGAGUCUAGAGUCAACGGUCCAAAAUCAUGAAAACAGUAACGCUUCUUCCUGCUCACGGGAUGCACCUGAAAAGGAUCUUGCUUCUGAAAACAAGGACUUGAAGUCUGAAAUUGAAGCAGCCUUUACGUUGGUGGAGAAAUUGAUGGCUGAAAAUGCGGAACUUGUGGAGAAGGUCACCGAGUUAUGUGUUGAGUUGGAUCACCAAAGUGCAGUCACUGAACCCAAUGAGAUGACUGAAUUUGCUAAACCUACUGGUGUUGCCAUUCCUCCACCAGAAUCUGCUGAGUAUGCGUCUGUGUCGGCCCCCAAGUUGAAUUCAUUGGAAGAGACUUCAGUGAAGGAUAAUGGUAACUCUUUUAAUGACGCUAAGCAUGUUGUUGGGGUAAUGUCAAACUCGUCGUUGUUAUCUGAUGAUGCUGGAGAAAUCGUGCAAAUUCCAUUGGAUGAUAAUGAAAUACAAGAUAUAGAGUUGCAGGAUGCUAAGAAUGUGGAAAAUGAUGCUGAUGCCGUGCCAAUUACAGAUGCUCCCCUUAUCGGUGCUCCAUUUCGUUUGAUAUCAUUUGUUGCUAAUUUUGUUAGUGGUGCUGACUUGGUUGACCCAAGCUCUUCAAACACCGCUCGUUGACGUGGUUGACCAAAGCUCCUUUUUAUUGGCAGUCUUGAACAUACAAUAACCUCACUUACAUUAGGCAGAAUACCAAUAUAGGUUGGCCUAAUUUGGGCCAUUUUAAUGUUUGUAUGUUAAUUCUUUGAACAAGGAAAUACAGUACUGGGGAAAAGUAUAUAGUUUUAUGUGUGUUCUUACUUCAUAUUGCUUUCACUUUUGGAAAUUAUACCUUUAAAAAAUGGCAUCGUGAAUAAACAUGUAGUAAUUGGUGACUC
Glycine soja is the source of this 2493-nucleotide messenger RNA. RefSeq lists its product as uncharacterized. Bases 236 to 2236 code for a protein of 666 amino acids. NCBI's taxonomy places the organism in Eukaryota, Viridiplantae, Streptophyta, Magnoliopsida, Fabales, Fabaceae. The transcript has 19 exons. The record is from RefSeq and is a predicted model, not a curated record.